GAAGUGUGGUUUCUUGGUUGUACACUUUUCAUUUUCGGCAGUCUUAUAGAAUUUGCAUUUGUAAACACUAUUUGGCGACGUAAACGCAAUGUGGAUGUGAAGAAAAUGAGUAGCAAGCAUAUACUUAAGUCAACAUUAUCGCCGCGCGCUUCACGUCGUCCCACAGGUCGUUCACGUUCAUUCUGUGUUGCGCCUGGUGCUAAUCAAGCAUCCAAUGACCCAACCGCAUUUAAUAAUUAUCUAACCGUACAUAAUAUACCAAUACAUACCAUACAUGAGAAUGAAGCAUUGGAUAACAUAUCGAAAAUUACGAGUUUCAGUGGCACUACAACAAAUACUUGCGAUUCAAUGCCUUAUAGCAAACGUGAUCUAAUCAAUAUGGAAUCUGGAGAAGCAGGCCAAAAUAACGGUUGGACUACACUAACUCCUCAAGAAAUAUCCAUGUGGAUCGAUAAGAAGGCCCGUUGCUUAUUUCCGCUGGCUUUUCUUGCUUUCAACAUAUUCUUUUGGACGUUUGUCUAUGUGGUGUAAUGCGGCAGAGGUUGCAGAAUUCGUAGAAGAUGUAUUCAUUGGCGCUCAUUUGCAGGAGCGCACAUUGGUUGUCUGACAGACAAGUGAGUAGACAGCAUCCUUCAUCCUCAAACAUAUGUACAUACAUAAAUCCCUACGCCAACUAAGAUUUCCAACAAAUGCAUUCUCGCAUGCGCAGGCCAUAAUUCACAUUCACAUUCUAGUGAGGAAUGCCUUUUAACAAAUUAUGUAAAUUUUUCCACAAUCGUUUUGGCCAACUGAGCGUCAGUCAACACACA
Rhagoletis pomonella (apple maggot) is the source of this 809-nucleotide messenger RNA. Its product is annotated as pH-sensitive chloride channel 2-like. Gene Ontology annotation, cellular component: membrane; synapse; neuron projection. The record is from RefSeq and is a predicted model, not a curated record. Gene Ontology annotation, biological process: chloride transmembrane transport; signal transduction; nervous system process. Lineage: Eukaryota; Metazoa; Arthropoda; Insecta; Diptera; Tephritidae. Gene Ontology annotation, molecular function: transmembrane signaling receptor activity; chloride channel activity; neurotransmitter receptor activity.